CGUCAGCCCUCGUUCGACGCGGGACACACAACGUAGAAAUGUGGGGGUGCAGCGCUCUCGCUCUCGCUCUCGACGACGCGACGCCAGGCGCAACGUAACGCAGCGCAGCGCAACGCAGCGCAGCGCACGGUCGCCGCUACCUACCCGACUCCUCGAGUCUUCGGUCGACCGUCGGACGGCUGGGCAAACCCGCUUCGACGACCGUCAAGAGUUCAGUCUGUUGCCGCACGCACGCCGACGCACAUCGCGCCCGGAGUUCUGAACCGGCCGCCGAUAUUAGGGGAGGAAUUUAUCGUUAUCCGUGAGGAUAUUCACGCGUUUAUCCGCACGAUUUUUUACGCUUGUCAGCUGUUUCGUUACAACAGCCUUCGGGCGGUUUUUCUGUUUUAUGGACGGAUAGCUUUUACCGUCGGAGCACCCUUGCGUGUACGGUGAAUUUGCCUUUUUUUCGUCGUUUCUGUUAUCGAACAACUUCGAUCGAGACUCGGAUCUUUUUCGAAGACUUCGAACAAUUGCUGCGGCCCAAGUGUGACAAACUCGUUGUGCGACGUUCCCAUUGGAUUAUAAAUCAAACUGUGUUCGUGAACAAAACCAAACAAAAAAAAAAUUAUAUAAAUAAAAAAGUAUAGCAGGAGGGAUAGAUAAUACACCGAACUUCACGUUGACGUCGAGUACUUUGCAACGUGAAUAUUGCCAACAUAAAAAACAAAAAAAAGUUUGUGGAUGCCGAUGUCAGGAUGAACGGCCACGUGGUGGAGUCUACCUGUCAGCUCUCCGACUUUAUGAAAGCUGGCGUGAUGUCCGCAUCGGAGAGGGACGCUGGUUUCUGCAGCGGAGGUGACGAGGAUGACAUGUCAGGUCUGCACUCGCCGAGUGCCUCUGAGGACAGCGUCGAGGUUCAGGUGACACCGAUAUCGCUUAGGAACAAGCGCAAGCUCGCGGAGCCGAGGAAGAUCCAGGAACCUUGUACAGCGCCGUUGAAGAAGCGGCGUUUCGAGCAGGUCGAGCAGAUCCAGGAGGUCGCCUCGGUCGGCGACGAGGAGUCGAGGCCAGCAGCGUGCUCGUCGCCGUCGCCCUUCCGACCCUGGAGCACGACUACGGGGAAAAGCGGGGAUCCGAAGCCGCAGACCGUCGCGGAAAGGCCGCCACCGACCGACGAAGAGACCCGGAGAAGGCACGAGGCUCGGUUCCAGGAGGAGGUCCUUCUCAGGCUCCGGGAAGGCAGUCCCUCCGCCUCAUCACCGCCCCUCGGUCACCUCCGCAGGCACGAGGCCCUCCAGAGGUUCGAACCACCCCCGCCGCCUCCGGUACCCGCGGUCCUUCCGCAUCCUCGGCUGCAGGACGAACCUCUGGCGCUGGUCCUGCGCGGUGAGACGCCACGUGUUCCGGAGCAUCCUGGGGUCAGCGGGAGCUUCGAGAGGGUCGGAUUCCCCCUGGAACACGUUCUUCAACACCCGAACGACGGUCAGGCCAGAUCGCAGAGCGGCCAGCAGCGGAACUACAAGAACAUGACCCGGGAACGCAGGAUAGAAGCGAACGCCAGAGAGCGGACCAGGGUUCACACCAUCAGCGCCGCCUUCGACACCCUCAGACGCGCCAUUCCCGCAUAUUCGCAUAACCAGAAAUUGUCCAAGCUUUCCGUUCUCAGGAUCGCCUGCAGCUACAUCAUGACACUUAGCAAGAUCGCGAACACUCCGGAGGGCGAUGGCGCUACCAGUCCUGCCCUCGGCGCAUGCGUAGAUCUUGUUUCGCGCACCAUUCAGACGGAGGGGAAGUUGCGGAAGAAAAAAGAUGAGUAGACUACGCUGGGGGG
This is a messenger RNA of Diprion similis, 1813 nucleotides long. RefSeq names its product protein atonal homolog 8 (gene net). The coding region runs from base 738 to 1799 and encodes 353 amino acids. Gene Ontology annotation, molecular function: DNA-binding transcription factor activity; protein dimerization activity. The transcript is spliced from 2 exons. The record is from RefSeq and is a predicted model, not a curated record. Lineage: Eukaryota; Metazoa; Arthropoda; Insecta; Hymenoptera; Diprionidae.